CUACAAGAGGCUUGAUGCUCUUGCAAAAUCGAAGAGAAGACUUGGUGGACAUGUAGUUUAUUCAGCCGAGGUGCCAACCUGUGAUUUUAAAACGACACUACAACUACCACAAUGCCCCACUCUAACCCUUUGGACAUUAUGGCUGCGCACUGUUCAUCAAUGGUGUUUUUAUCUACGUUUUUUCGUAUUUUCUAUUAUUUAAAACAGAGGAAUGUAGACAGAGUUUGGUUUCGAGUAUAACUUUCCAAAAAAGCAUCAGGAUAUUUCUGGAGUUAAAGCUCUAUUUGCGUCAGGAACGCUGAAACACGUUUUGCUUGUUGGCUAACGAGUCAGAUAGCCAGGUAGGACAGCUGUCUGUCGCCGGUCCGAAUUUAGCUGUUGUAAACUCAGUUCACACUAAAUUAACUCGUGUUGUAAAGGCAAUGAUUGUAUUGCUUGUUCGUUAACCACUACAAUAAUUGCUAUAACUCGAGCACAAUACGGGAACACACUAUUUUUCUAUUCAUAGCUAUGUUUACCCCUGUAAAGUCGUCUUAUUUCAGAGUCAGUCCCACUACUAUAAACAGAGAGCUAGGCAAGACCAAGAUGAGAUAGCAAGAGGAGUUAUUAGUUAGCUAGCUACGCGAUCGUGAACACAAUUAGACAUACAAUUCGGUCCCCGGAAGGUGCGUUUCACAGGACAGAGAAAGAGAAACACAGACGCAUGCCCAGCCAUGUUUGGGAGUCUUUUCGAGGAAGAGGGGGAGGGAUAUUCUCUGGCUCCCUCCGGAGGUAAAGUUGUAAAGGGGGAAGGGGAGCCACCUCCACCCCGGGGAAGAGUGAAUCUCAGCGGGAUUAAAAACCAGGGAGGGACGUGCUACCUCAACUCCCUGCUCCAGACCCUGCUCUUCACCCCGGAGUUCAGAGAGGAGCUGUUCAGUCUGGGUCCAAAGGAAUUGGGCUGCCUGGAGGACAAAGACAAACCAGAGGCCAAGGUCAGGGUUAUUCCAUUGGAGCUGCAGAGGCUGUUUGUUCGUCUACUCUUGGUGGACCAACAGAGUGCCUCUACUGCUGAUCUCACUGACAGCUUUGGAUGGAACAACAGCGAGGAGAGCAGGCAACAUGAUGUGCAGGAGUUGAACAGGAUUCUGUUCAGUGCCCUAGAGCACUCCCUGGUGGACACCAGCGGUAGUGGGUUCAUCCAGCACCUCUACCAUGGCACCACUGUCAACAGCAUCCUCUGCAAAGAGUGUGGCAACAUCAGCCAGAGACAGGAGGACUUCCUGGACCUGACAGUGUGUGUACGUGGCGUGUGUGGCCUGGAGGGGGCGCUCUGGGACAUGUUUGUGGAAGAGGAGAUGUUUGAAGGCAGUAACCUCUACCGCUGUGGCCAGUGUGACCAACUAGUCACUGCUGCUAAGUCUGCCAAGCUGAGGAAGCUCCCUCCCUUCCUGACAGUGUCUCUGUUGAGGUUUAACUUUGAUUUUGCCAGGUGCGAGCGUUACAAGGAGACUGGUCGCUACACCUUCCCUCUCACCAUCAACCUCAGGCCCUUCUGUGAACAGACUGAAGACGAGGACUCGGAGUACUCCUAUGAACUCUUCUCUGUCAUCAUCCAUAAGGGAGGCUGCUAUGGCGGCCAUUACCACGUCUACAUCAAAGACAUGGACCACCUCGGCUUGUGGGAACCGCCGGAGGAGGAUUCCAAACCCAAGGUUCAGAAGAAGAAGGAAGUGAGAGUGUAUCCUGAGCCGGAGAAAGACGACCCUCUAUCUGUACUCUCCUCCAUAAUAGCCCAGGAGGAGAGCAGGAGCGUGCUGCUGGACCAGCUGGGCCAGAGACUGAUGGACAAGAUCGGUUCUUCCUGGAGCAAGAAGUACAGGAAAUUCCACGGCCCCAUAGGCAAGUUCCUCCAGAACCACAGUGAUGUGUUUGUGUUGGUCAAUAACGGCACUCGGGUGGCCCUGAAAGCCAACCCCCCUAGCCCGGUGACCCAGCCCUCCAGCCCAGCCCACCCAACCCCUGGCCCUAGCUCUACCCCAGACCCAGUCCACAACAACACAGCCAACCCCCAACCAGAACCAGGACUGGAGACGGCACCAGAACCACAGGGCAGCCACUGGUUUGAUCUGAAUGACUCCACAGUGACGUCGAUCCAUGAGAGAGACGUAGAGAAAAUGUACCAGGGAAAGGAGAGUGCCUACAUGCUGUUCUAUAGGAAGACACUGCUACACAGGCCUUCUGGAGCCCUGAGGAAUCCUGGGUAUAAGGUUCCCCCUCACCUCUUGGAGAUGGCUGAAGAGGAGAACAGAAGACUACAACAGAGACGGGAGGAGUUUGAGGCCAGCAAUAACAGUGUUGAGCUGCGUCUCCACCUAGCGCCGCGCUAUAGGUUGGAGAACGGAGCUCUUAAGCCAAUCAGCAUAGAGCAGAAAGAGGCCACCAACCUCACCUUCGACCGCCGCAGGACCGUAGGAGACCUGCGAAUGAUCAUCUACCAGAAGCAGGAUCUCUGGGAGGGGGAUAUGGCUCUGACUGUGGCCAGAAGUCUGCCAGCCGGCCUUCACCUCUACAACACUCUCACAGAUGACGAGGUGUCUCUUUACAGUGCAGGCAUCUUGACCGGCACUGAUCUGUUUGUGUGGAAUGGCAGAGAGGUUUGUGGGGCGACUGUCCAAACAGGAGCCGAGUGGGAACCAGUGCUGCUGACAGUGGUUCGCCCCUCUCUGGGAGAAGAAGAAGAGGGGGAGGGAGGAGGAGUGGGAGAGGAAGGAGGCUCGGGGCUGACGAAGGAGUCGAGGGGUUUCGCAGGGAGGGUGACUCUAGGAGAGGUGAGGGAGGCAUUAGGGGAGCCACAGGAGAGCCUCCUGUGUCAGGAGAAGAGGGGAGGAGAGGGAGGAGGGGAGGGAGGUGGGGCCAGCGGGUGGAGGGUAUUCCCUCCUGGAGACAUGCAGAGGACCCUGAAGGAGCUGGCCUUGAAGGAUGGAGACGCACUGCUGGUGCUGGAGCCACAGACACAGGACAGCAGGUGGAACCGUAGGGAAACUCUGCCCCAGACCAUAGUCGGGUGUUAUUGUCACGAUAGUCCCUGGGUUCUAAUAAAUUAUUGCUUAAGCGAAAUCAAGAAGUGGGAUACAUUUUCCGCUCUCUUUUUCACUCACUGCCACAAUCUCUCUCUCUCGUUUCUUCCCCAGGAGGCGUCUCUCUCAGAGCUGAAGAUGAGUCAUGGAGACGCUCUGGUGAUUACUGAGGGACGACUUCCUCCCAAGGGUUUUCUGAAGCUGUCAGUCUGGCUGUAUGUGGAGCCAAGAGCCUAUCCUGUGGUCUCUAUGGAAACAGAGGUCAGCGGCACAGCCGAGGGGUCCACGGAGGGUCAGAGGUUGGAGGUCAUGACUGCAGGUAAGACACACACACAGUAUGAAAGUAGGUAUGAAGGUAUGAAACUAUGUCCACUGGUUAAAAUGUGUGUGCUGACUCUGCCGGCGCUGCAGUAUGUGUGUGUGCCCACUCCUGCGUUUCUGCGUGUGUGGCAGCUGGAGGGACAGAGACUGACACGUAUCCUCAGAGGACAACAACACACACUCAGGAAGUUGAAGUUGUGCAGUGGGGUGGAGUUUUGUGUGCAGCAGCUACUGAGAGAAGAGGAUCUUGGUCCUAAGGAGGUGUUGCUGCGUGUCCAGAUGGGGGUGCCAGGGGAGAGGGGUUACUACCCUCCAGAGGACCUGGUCUGGGAUGCUUCUCGAGACCCUUCCCCCAGAUCGCUACGCUCUGCCCUGGCCUCAACAUACGGCCUCUCUCCUGACUCCCUGCUACUGGCCAAGCACCAGCCACACACACACACCUGGGAGACUUUCUCCAACUGGAGCCAGCAGGUGUCCAAACGGAAGAAGAAGAAAAAGGCGGAGUCUCUGCUUGGAGCGCCUUUCCACCUUACAGACGGUGACAUCGUCGGUGUCAAGAACCUGUUGAUUGACAAUAACCGGGACUUUAGCACCCAACAGGAUGAGCAGAGGUUGAGGGAAGAGAAGGAGCAACGCAGGAAAGGAGGGCAGGGUGCGGGGGCUGAAGUUGAGACCAACCAAGGGGUGGGACCAGAGAAGAAGAUGGGGCCAAUCAAGGCCAGGAAGCCAGAGGUGGCCCUGUCAAUCAACGUGGGGGUGUUCAGAUAGCCUCGCCUUACACACACACACACACAAACAAACACA
Messenger RNA from Salvelinus sp. IW2-2015, 4184 nucleotides. The record is from RefSeq and is a predicted model, not a curated record. NCBI's taxonomy places the organism in Eukaryota, Metazoa, Chordata, Actinopteri, Salmoniformes, Salmonidae.